AUGUUUUACUACGCAUUUUUCAUUGCUUUUAUACUUUUUACGGCAGUUUCACAUGGUAAACCAGCAACAUUUCGAGUAAAUCAACCAAAGCCAUGCUGUAUACCCAGCCAAUUUAGUGUUCUUCUCACUGUUUCGAGUGCUCAAGAAGUACCAAAUGCUGGAAUAGCAGCUUCUUAUGCCGUUUUCAAUUAUUCAAGUGAUGCAAAUCGUCGUAUAAUUGCAAUGAAGGGUAUAUCUUAUUCAGUAAUAGACCAAAAAGAGUCGAAUGUAUGGGUUAUUGAAAAUAUUGCUGAAAAACAAGCCUAUAUAAUAGAUGGAAAUACAAAAAAAUGCUUUAAAAAUUCAUAUCCAGUUGAACCGUUUCGGUGUAUAUCAGGUGAUUAA
This is a messenger RNA of Rotaria sp. Silwood2, 384 nucleotides long. The record is from the annotation of a GenBank genome assembly. NCBI's taxonomy places the organism in Eukaryota, Metazoa, Rotifera, Eurotatoria, Philodinida, Philodinidae.